AUGUCGGUCGCCGCCCGAUCCAUCGCGGCCGAUCGUCCCUGUUACCCCAUCUCUCACGCCGUUCAUCUCUGCCAUCAGCAUACGGAGAUCGAUGCGCUUCUCCGACUUCAGAACGAGAGGCUUCGAUUGGGACUGGAUCAGAUCCAGAAGCGACAUUGCCGAUCCCUGACCUCAUCGAUGGAGCAGCAAGUCCUCAAGAGACUCAAGGAAAAGGACCUCGAGCUCGAGAUCGCUAGCCGAAAGAACGCAGAACUCGAGGACAAGGUUCGACAAAUUGCCGCGGAGAACCAAAUCUGGUUCAAUGUGGCCAAGAACAACGAGGCCAUCGUUUCGAGUCUAAGAUCCAGUUUAGAGCAAGUCCUCCUUCAGAACACCGCCGUUGACGUCGUUAAAUCCAAGGAAGGCUACGGCGACAGCGAGGGGCCGGCGUUACCCGCCGACGAUGCGCAGUCUUGCUGCUUCGGAGGGGUGGAAGAGAGGGCUAACGGCGCCGUUAAGUCGGAGAUAGCGACGGCGGUUAAGGAGAGCCGGAGAAACUGCAAGAUUUGCGGCGAGAAAGACGUGAGCGUUCUGCUGCUCCCCUGCCGGCACCUUUGCUUAUGCAGGGACUGCGAAGCUAGGGUCGACACGUGUCCGAUCUGCCACGUCACCAAGAACGCUUCCCUCCAAAUCUUCAUGUCUUGAUCCGGGUAAUAGGGUACUUGGGCUCUUUUGGCCCGCGUUUAGGGUUUGGCUUUACCAUUUCCUUUUUCUUUUUCUUUUUUCUGGGAGUAAGUUACUGGUGUAAGGACAAUCAUCUCAGUUGAAAGUUUCGUUAUUCUCUUUUUUGAGUGCUUCAAUAUAAUAUCUUUUAAACC
This is a messenger RNA of Asparagus officinalis (garden asparagus), 857 nucleotides long. RefSeq names its product probable BOI-related E3 ubiquitin-protein ligase 3. The transcript has 3 exons. Gene Ontology annotation, molecular function: ubiquitin-protein transferase activity. The coding region runs from base 1 to 684 and encodes 227 amino acids. Lineage: Eukaryota; Viridiplantae; Streptophyta; Magnoliopsida; Asparagales; Asparagaceae. The record is from RefSeq and is a predicted model, not a curated record.